Molecule: messenger RNA, 3182 nt
Organism: Lytechinus pictus (painted urchin)
Lineage: Eukaryota; Metazoa; Echinodermata; Echinoidea; Temnopleuroida; Toxopneustidae
Product: 1-acyl-sn-glycerol-3-phosphate acyltransferase alpha-like
Exons: 6
Coding region: 939-1832 (297 amino acids)
Biological process (GO): phosphatidic acid biosynthetic process
Cellular component (GO): endoplasmic reticulum
Molecular function (GO): 1-acylglycerol-3-phosphate O-acyltransferase activity
Source: RefSeq, a predicted model, not a curated record
ACAGUUGAGUCGCCAGCGUUCAGCGCGCCAUUGCCAGGUGAUUGCACUUUGGACAGUUGAACUCUGCACGUUUAGAAAACGAUAAACAUCAUGAACAUGGCGAGAGAAUAGAAUUAAUUACCUAAUAUUUGAGAUGUUCGUUAAUAAGUAUACACCUCCAGCAAUUAGGUAUUACAUCAAGAUUCUUUAAACUACUUCGUCAGAGAAACAUAUCUAGACUUCGUACCUCUAAAUAACUAAUGUUCAAUUUACGUGAAUUGUGUUUUCUCUUAGCACACGCCUGCAACGUUUCAAAAUUUCAAACCGAGAUUUAUCAUGUGUAUUUCAAUUACAAACGAUUUCGCAGCAUUUAUGGUUUCUAAUUCAGCAAUCAUGAUUUUUUUGCUGUCACGUGGAGUUUGACGAUCGACAUUCUGAAGAAUUCUGAAGUAGGAAGCAUCACGAGAUACUAACGGAAUCACAACAGACUGUGUGUUACUUAUUGGUUUCGUUAUAGCAGUGUUGUAGUAUAAAACCGAAUUUAAAAAUUACGACAGGACAAAUCUAAGAUUGUGGCAAAAGACCCCGCAUAUUUCCUUUAAAUACCAUUAAUAUACGCCAUCACUAAGUGGUUUCCAUCUCUAACCGUCAAUUGACAAGAAUCAGGAAAGCUAGCUGAAGAUUUGCAGCGACAAACAGGAACCACGGACUAUAAUAACUAAUUCAUGUAAAUAACAGGCAAUAUUAAUUGCACAAUUCGACCAAGUUAUCAAAAUAAUUAUGUAUUUAUUCCGGAUUCUUUUUCUGCAACACACAUCACGAAUACAUUAUGUAUGAUAGAUAUGUCAUACUGCGUUUUAAGAGUCUUCACAAUAUAUAUAGACAUCACGAACAAGGUCUCAUUGAAACGCCAUCGUCAUUUCGUCGUCAACUAAGAUCUCAAGACCGUACCGUCGAUCAUGGCCUGGGACACAGAAGACACGGAUGGAAGCACUACUGCAAUUGGUCCAGUUCCUGGAACCGAUCUCUCACCUUCAAUCCGUGUUCCGUGGAGUAUUGUAGUCGCAUUGAUGCUCCUGGUCCUACUUUGUAGCCGCAAAAUUCGGUUCUACCUCAAAUACCACUCUUUCGCUGGAAUCUAUUUCUUUUUCGGCAUCAUCAGUAUACCUAUUAUGCUCUUCAACGCCUGUGAUCCAAAAUCAACCAGAAUUCCGAGAUUACUGGUCCGGAGGGUGCAGAGUCCACUAUUCGGUAUCACGACCAAGAUGAUCGGAAUGGAACGAUAUCCGGAAGGCCCCUUUGUCAUUGUCUGUAAUCAUCAAAGCUCACUUGAUUGUAUAGGUUUAAUGGAGCUCUGGCCUACCCGAUGUGUAAUACUCAUGAAGAAAAUGCUUAAGUACGCAGGACCAUUCGGCCUGGGAGCCAUCUUGGCCGGGUCCAUCUUUGUCGACAGGUCUAACAACCGAAGCGCCAAAGACACUUUAAGCCAAGCUGUAAAGAUCAUUCAGACCAAGGGUUAUCGAGUAUUCAUUUUCCCCGAAGGAACCAGAAAGUUACCAAAGGAAUCAUCGGGGACGAUUGGCAAUUCAGAACCACUGCUCCCGUUUAAAAGGGGAGCAUUCAACCUCGCGAUUCUCUCACAGGUUCCAAUUGUACCUGUCGUCUUCUCUUCGCAGAAGCAUCUGAUUGAUUUCAAGGAAUACAAAUUCGUUUCCGGUGAAUACACAGGUGUCGUCCUGCCGCCCAUAUCAACCAAGGGGCUGACACUUGAGGAUGUUCCUGAUCUCAGUGACAGAGUCCGUUCCCAGAUGAUCGCUUGCUUCAACGAACUGGAACAAACUCAGAGCCGCUGAGGGCGCUGUCCUAGCUAUCAUGGACCUACUAAAAACACCUGACAUGUAGGUCCAUGCGCCAAUCAAGAUCGGGUUCGAUGACUUCGAUAUGACUUGUGAAAACUGCAGCGUUGGAUCAGCAACUAAUGUUGCCACAAAACCGUCAAAUACUGUGGACACGGUGGAAAAUACAUCUUCACAGCUUUUAAAGACAUCGCGAAACGACACAAGUUGGUUUCAAUCUAGUCCGAACAUUUCUCUGUUGAUCUACGGACAUUUGCUAUUCUUCGCACAUCGAGGAUACGGCCAUUAUGACGAUUUCGGAGCCAGAAAUGUACUAUACUCUAACAUGGACCUAAACUCUGAUUACAGUAAAGCUUGAUAUGGCAAUAAGCCCUAGCAUUACCAUUAUAUAGGCCCCACCCAUUAUCAUCCACAUUUAGAAGAGGAAAAAUCACUCCAUGUGGAGUGUUGCCGUGGUUUGUUACUCAGGUCAACCAACAUGGUUGCAUUAAGACUUACAAUUUGUACUUUGUACGUAAAGAAUCCAUGUUGUCCCACAUGUCUGCCCUUCGAUCAUGACUCAGUCACACUGUAGCGAGGACAAUCGGACCGAUAAAAUACCGAACAAACAAUAUAAAACAAAAACACGGUUUUCAGUGUGACCAGUAUGGUCAGUGUGAUCCGAUAGAGGUUCCCACGUACACUAAACAGGUCAUGCUCGGUCGAUCCCAAUCAUGAGGCAUGAUCGGCCAAGAACACCUUCAUUAUUUUGGGAGCGAUGCCUCCCCCUCCUUUUUUUUUUUUGGGGGGGGGUGCCAAAUUUUUCGCGCCAAUUCUAACCCCGUAUUAGUCCGACUCUGGAACCGCGCGUGGUAUAAUUAUGAGUCAAUUCAACAAUAUUUAUCAGGUUUCAUGUUCAGGCAUAUGACAGAUUAGGAACGCAAGUUUGCUACUACAUUCAUAAUCUCGAGGUUUGUUUCAUAUUCAUACACUUUUAGUCUUACAUAUUUAAUGACUAUCUAAUAAUUGUUGAACCAUAAACUACAUUCACAUCAACGAAACCACUCCAGACCGUUCAAAGUUAAUUCAUUAUUUCAAAAAGGGGUAUCAUCGGUCAGUUUGGAGUCUGCAUCCUUGAUGUGAUUGGAUAGACUUUUUGUUCUUUCAAACGUAAGUGGUUAUGGAUAAAUAAAUGCCUAACAUCGGUUUCACGUGCAUGGGAAAUCUGUGAUCAAACGUAAAAGAUUCAUAAUAUAGUUAUGGUUUGUUCUGACUUAUCUUUUAUUUCAACUGUAAUAUAUCCUCAGGAUGAUUAUACUCUCGCAUCAAUAUACCAUUUCAAUAAAUAUUUAAGAUAUUUCUGUUUGA